AUGUCGUCGCUUUUUAAACCGUUUUCAUGCGAAGGAACGCGCAAAGAUCGUGGGGAUGCAGCCGAGCAUCACCCAUUUCAUCAUCCUCCGUCUCAGCUGCUGUCUGCCGCCACAGGGCUGGGCUCUCUGCCGCUCUACCAGCGCUCAUACGCGGCCAGAAGAAAUCUGGCGGCCGCUGCUGUCGGAGGAAGGAAAAUAACGCAUCCUGGAAAAGCUAUAUUAGCAGGUGGCCUUGCUGGAGCAAUAGAAAUCUGUAUCACAUUUCCCACGGAGUAUGUGAAGACCCAACUGCAGCUGGAUGAGAGAGCAAACCCACCCCGGUACAGGGGCAUUGGUGACUGUGUGAAGCUGACCGUGCAGGAUCAUGGGCUCAGAGGGUUGUAUCGAGGGCUCAGCUCUUUGCUUUACGGAUCAAUACCAAAGUCUGCAGUCAGAUUUGGCACAUUUGAGAUGCUCAGUAACCCUAUGCGUGACUCCACGGGCCGUUUGGAUAACAAGCGAAGUCUUGUGUGUGGGCUCGGAGCAGGGAUUGCAGAGGCCGUUUUAGUGGUUUGUCCAAUGGAGACACUGAAGGUGAAGUUAAUCCACGAUCAAAGCUCACUUAGACCUCGAUACAGAGGUUUUUUUCAUGGAGUUAGUGAAAUUAUACGAGAACAAGGAAUAAGAGGCACAUAUCAAGGUCUGACGGCAACUGUGCUAAAGCAGGGAACAAAUCAAGCAAUUAGAUUUUAUGUGAUGACAUCUUUGCGGAAUUGGUACAAAGGUGAUGAUCCCAGAAAAGAAAUGCACCCUAUUGUCACUGCAAUGUUUGGAGCGACAGCUGGAGCUGCCAGUGUUUUUGGAAAUACUCCUCUUGAUGUAGUGAAGACAAGAAUGCAGGGAUUGGAAGCACAUAGAUACAGAAACACAUUUGACUGCGCCUUUCAGAUCAUGAAGCAUGAGGGGCCGCAGGCUUUCUACAAGGGGACAGUGCCCCGGCUGGGCCGAGUGUGCCUGGACGUAGCCAUCGUCUUUGUAAUCUAUGAAGAAGUCGUCAAACUACUCAACAACGUAUGGAAGACCCAGCAGUAA
Molecule: messenger RNA, 1071 nt
Organism: Knipowitschia caucasica
Lineage: Eukaryota; Metazoa; Chordata; Actinopteri; Gobiiformes; Gobiidae
Source: the annotation of a GenBank genome assembly